This is a messenger RNA of Vanessa atalanta (red admiral), 2115 nucleotides long. RefSeq names its product actin-related protein 5 (gene Arp5). Gene Ontology annotation, biological process: regulation of DNA-templated transcription. The coding region runs from base 76 to 2064 and encodes 662 amino acids. The record is from RefSeq and is a predicted model, not a curated record. NCBI's taxonomy places the organism in Eukaryota, Metazoa, Arthropoda, Insecta, Lepidoptera, Nymphalidae. The transcript has 12 exons. Gene Ontology annotation, cellular component: cytoplasm; Ino80 complex.
AGUCAAAUUUUAUGAAAAUACAAAUAUUCAAAGCCGCUACUAAGAAGACUUGUUAAACUUUGAAUUCAUUAAAAAAUGGAAGAUGUUUUAGUGCUAAAAGAUCAAAAAACUGUGCAAGAUAUUGUUCAUGAAUAUGGACCUACUUUAAAGUUUGGUCAUACUCCUUUAGUAAUUGACAAUGGUUCAUAUCAAUGUAGGGUAGGUUGGUCAGUACACGACGAGCCCCACUUUAUUUUCAAAAAUUUAAUCGCUAGACCGCGGAAAGAUCGGUGUAAAAAGGACGCAGAGCCUCCUGUCACUCCACCAAUUCAAAUUGGAAAUGAUAUUAUUAACAUAGAAGCUGUAAGGUUCCAACUAAAAACUCAGUUUGACAAGAAUGUUGUUACACAUUUUGAAGUUCAGGAACAAGUGUGUGAUUACAUUUUCUCUCAUUUGGGUAUUGAUUCCGAUGGUUGUGUUCCACAUCCCAUAGUGAUGACUGAGGCAUUUGUCACACCUAAUUACAGUAGGCAAUUGAUGUCAGAGCUCCUCUUCGAAGGUUAUGGAGUUCCAGCUGUGAGUUACGGAGUUGAUUCCUUGUUCAGUCUCUAUAAGAAUGACAUAGGCGAUACCGCACUAAUUGUUAACUGCGGCUACCAUACUAUUCAUAUUAUACCUGUUAUAAAAGGAAAAGUUAUAGAAGAACAUGCCAGAAGAAUCAAUUUGGGUGGCAGUGAAAUAAUUAGCUACAUGCACAAGCUACUACAAUUAAAAUAUCCCGUCCAUGUUAAUGCAAUAACAAUGUCUCGAAUUGAAGAAAUUCUUCACGAGCACAGUUCUAUAGCUCUAGAUUAUCAAGAGGAAAUUAGAAGAUGGGUAAACCCUGAUUAUUAUGAAUCUAAUGUUAUAAGAGUGCAACUGCCAUUUGUACAGUCCACAAGCUCUUCAGGUCUUACAGCCGAACAACAAAAAGAAAGAAAGAAAGAGAUGGCUCGUCGGCUUCUAGAAAUAAAUGCGAGGAAACGAGACGAGAGGCUGGCAGAAGAUGAAGAACAAUUAAAUCAAUUGCUAGCUCUUCAGGAAUUGAUAGAAGAUGGUGACACAGAGGAAUUCAAUGAAGCUAUCAAAGGUUUUGAGAUCAAGAAUUAUGGCGAUCUUCAGAGACAAAUAGCAAACUUAAAUAUGCGAAUAGAGAAAAACAAGCAACGCAUCGCAGCCGCAGCCAACGCGGACGAGCCCGCCGAGCCGCGCCCCACUGGCAGGUUCCAGCCCCCCACCGACCCCGAAGCCUUCCAAAUCUGGCUCGAUGAGACACGCGCUAAGUACCGCGAGGUGGUGGUGCGGCGCGAGGCGCGGCGCGCGCGGCGCGCGGCCAUGGUGAAGCGGCGCACGGCGGCCGCGGCCGAGCGCAUGCGCGCCAUCUCGCGCCUCGCCGCCGCCGGGGACGACUUCGGCUACCGCGACUCCGACUGGGACGUCUACAAGAGCAUCAGUCGCGAGGCGGACUCGGACUCGGAGGCGGACGGCGAGCGCCUUGUGGAGCUGGAGGAGGCGCUGCGCGAGCACGAGCCGCCGCAGCCCUCGCACCACCAGCACCAGCUACACCUCGCCAUCGAGCCCUACAGAGCCCCGGAGCUAAUGUUUCAACCUUCGAUGAUGGGCAAUUUGGAAGCCGGUUUGGCGGAAACUUUGGAAUACGUAUUCAAACACUUCAGUGACGAAGAUCAGUUGUUGCUGGCAAAUAACGUGUUUCUAACCGGAGGAUGUUCUCAAUUUCCAGGUCUGAAAGAGCGAUUAGAAAGAGAACUCCUCGAAAUGCGACCGUUUCAGUCAACUCAUAAAGUUGUAAUGGCAAAAAAUCCUUGUCUCGAUGCAUGGUAUGGUGCCAGAGAUUUUGCUGGUAGCAGUGACUUUGAAAAAUGGUGUAUAUCUAAAGAAGAGUACUAUGAAAUGGGCGGAGAAUAUUUAAAAGAGCACCACGCAAGUAACAAGUACUAUAAAAGCCCAGCGCCUAUUGUGGAUAACUCUAUGGCCCCAGCUGGCGACGCUAAUGUAGUCAAGGAGGAAAUUGUUGUAGACUGUUGAUGGUCCCAAUUUGACAUUUCAUCAUUUUCUACUUAAAGUACACAAUAAAGA